AUGGCUUUUCGGUCUGAAGGAGAGAAAUUUGCAAUGCUGCUCAUCACUGGUAUUACAAACUUUGCAUUUAUCCCAACACUUUACCUGGCCCAUGUCAACAAGCAUUACUUCCCGAUGUGCAUUGGCUUAUUCACCUGCUUUACCUCGUUUAUGUAUCAUGCUUUAGACAGUAUCAAAUGAGGCUCAUUUUAUAUUACCUCUCAGAACUGACACAAACUUGAUAACAUAGGCUCUAUCAUGUGCUUUAUCUCGUUGAUAAUUUACUGGAUGGACAAUUUGCAAGUUAAGGGGAAAAAUAUUUAUGUGUCUCGGCACUUGUGUGAUAUCGAUAUAAUGCUAAAUUUUGGAGGACUCUUUUUGACUAUGCUUAUGCAGGCAAAUCAUCCUUGGGAGAUAAAAAAUACGAUUGGCCCAAUUUUGAUAUUUGGCAGCAUAUGCAUAAUUAAAAAUUUAUUCUUUACUCCCCUUUAAAUUGGUCGUAAAUUUUUAUUUUUUCUAAAAUAAUUUAAAUUUUUUAAUGGAAAAUUUUAUAGGUGAAAAUACUAAAUUUUAUAUAAAUAACAACUUUAUUUAGUUAAGGAGAGCAACUAAAAUGCUAUAUACAGAAAUUAAUUAUUUUUUUAGUAUUAAUUCUUAAUAAUAUAAAUUAAAAAUCAAUAAUAUUGUAUUCACUUUUUAUUUUUGUGUUUGAAAAUUUUAUAAAAUUAUUUUAAUAUAAUAAUUUUUCCUCGAAAAAAUAAACCUCCUUUAUGGGGAGAGUUAGGUCUUCAAGAUUUAACAGAAAAUACGUCAUCAAGGGAAGUGUAAUACUGACUUUUUCUGUAAUUUGCUUUAUUAAAGCACUAGACGAAGACAAUGAUUACUUGAGGAUAUAUCAUGGGCUAUGGCACUGCGGGGUAUCAAUUUCCGGGUUUUAUCUUUGGCAGAUUGUGGAUAAAGAUAGAGAAAUUAAAGAAUUCCAUGUGGCAAGAUACUGUAAGCAGAAGAGGCUUGAGUUUGGGCAAGCGUUUAUGGCAUUAUUUAAGCCUAAUAUCAAAAAAGAUGACCCAUAG
This is a messenger RNA of Blepharisma stoltei, 1052 nucleotides long. The record is from the annotation of a GenBank genome assembly. NCBI's taxonomy places the organism in Eukaryota, Ciliophora, Heterotrichea, Heterotrichida, Blepharismidae.